AUGUCAGAAGUUAUUGAAGGCAACAUUAAGAUUGAGAGAUUGUCCGCCGGUGACGGCAAGACCUUCCCAAAGGCCGGUGAUGUGGUUACCAUCCACUACACUGGUACUUUGGAGAACGGUCAAAAGUUCGACUCUUCUAUCGACAGAGGUUCUCCAUUCCAAUGCAACAUCGGUGUAGGUCAAGUCAUUAAGGGCUGGGACACUGCCAUUCCAAAGUUGUCUGUAGGUGAAAAGGCAAGAUUGACUAUUCCUGGGCCUUACGCUUACGGACCACGUGGGUUCCCAGGUUUGAUUCCUGCUAAUGCCACCUUGGUCUUCGACGUUGAAUUGUUGAAGGUCAACUGA
Messenger RNA from Eremothecium sinecaudum, 345 nucleotides. RefSeq names its product peptidylprolyl isomerase FPR1 (gene FPR1). Bases 1 to 345 code for a protein of 114 amino acids. Lineage: Eukaryota; Fungi; Ascomycota; Saccharomycetes; Saccharomycetales; Saccharomycetaceae. The record is from RefSeq and is a predicted model, not a curated record. The transcript has a single exon. Gene Ontology annotation, molecular function: peptidyl-prolyl cis-trans isomerase activity.